AUGUCUUAGAAAGCUAUUUCAAAAUAAAAUUUUUUUGGGAAAGCAUUUUGGUAUAUUCUUAAAAAAAUUUUGACCAAAUAAGCAUAUAAUAAAUUUGAAUAGAGAAAUACAAUUAAAUUCAAAACAUUCUAAAGAUGGAUCAUGAUCAAAAGAAAUAUAAGCUAGAUAAUUGCUAGUAAUGCUCUAUAAAAUGCAGAAAGGGCUACAUUUUCUUAAAUUAAUUCAAUAAAGAACAGAGUAGACGAUGUAAGUAAUAUUUAUAUGCAUGAAGCUAAUAAUUCAAAAUAAGGAUUUUAUACAUAAACUUAAGAUGAAAUCUUAGAAAACAAUUAAAAGAGUUUUAUAUCCGUGUUCAAUUAAAACUCUCCUGAAAUCAAAGAGAAUCGUUUCUUAUGGAUAAAUGAUGAAACACAAAAUUAAUUAAAAAAUACUAAAAAUUAAUAUGAGGAAAACUCUUCAAUUUUUGAAUCUAGAUUCAGUAAUAUUUCUGAAAAAAUUAAAAUUGAUGAAAGUUCUGAUUUAUAAGACUAAGAAAAACUAUCUUAAACCAUAAAACAUGUUCUCCCAGGACAAUAUAAUAUUUAAAAUCAUACCAUAAGCUCAUUAAAUAUUUAAAGCAAAUUAAAAUUCUAAAGCAAAGAUAAUAAAAAUUAAGAUCAUCAAAAUUGA
Messenger RNA from Tetrahymena thermophila SB210, 669 nucleotides. RefSeq lists its product as hypothetical. The record is from RefSeq and is a predicted model, not a curated record. NCBI's taxonomy places the organism in Eukaryota, Ciliophora, Oligohymenophorea, Hymenostomatida, Tetrahymenidae. The transcript is spliced from 2 exons.